AUGUGGGGGACAGCGGGCACGGGGGCGCGCAGCAUCCGUCCCUACCGGUCCAGCCAGCAGUACCUGUACGCCAUGAAGGAGGACCUGGCAGAGUGGCUGAAGGAGCUCUAUGACCUCGACAUCGAGGUGGGCACCUUCUUGGAGGUGCUGGAGACAGGGGCUGUGCUUUGCUCCCACGCCAACCACGUCACCCAGGCGGCCGGGGAGUUCGCCCGUGCCUGCCCCGACCUGGCCCGGCGCCUCCACCUGCCCAGCGCCGGCGUCACCUGCAACCUCACGGCGCAGCCAGGCACCUUCCAGGCCAGGGACAACGUCUCCAACUUCAUCCAGUGGUGCAGGAAGGAAAUGGAUAUCAAAGACGUCCUGAUGUUCGAGACGGAGGACCUGGUGCUGAGGAAGAACGAGAAGAACUUCGUGCUGUGCCUGCUGGAGCUGGCACGCCACGCUUCCCGCUUCGGAAUGCGCGCCCCGACCCUGGUGCAGAUGGAGGAGGAGAUCGAGGAGGAGCUUCGGCAGGAGCUGGACCUGCCUCCCAUGGACCCUGCCCUGCCCCGGGCCCCCAGGAAACCACGGGACCUCAACAACCUCGACCUGAUGGUCCAGCACCUGGUGAGCCGCUGCACCUGCCCUGUGCAGUUCCCCAUGAUGAAGGUCUCCGAAGGGAAAUACCGCGUGGGGGACUCUGACACCCUCAUCUUUGUCCGCAUCCUGCGGGAGCACGUCAUGGUGCGGGUCGGGGGCGGCUGGGACACGCUGGAGCACUACCUGGACAAGCACGACCCGUGUCGCUGCACCUCGCUCUCUCACAAGCAAGCCUGGAAAGCCCGGAGCCCGCAGCAGCAGGUGCAGCACGAGGUGCGGCUGUGCCCGGCCCCGAGGGCGGCCGCCCGCAGCCCCCAGCCCGCGCUGCUGGUCAGCCGCUCGCAGAGCCCCCUGCCCCCCGUCACCUGGGGGGGCCGUGUCCCCCCCGGCCCCCGGUGCCCCGGCACCCCCUCGCCGGAGGGCUCGGGUCUCCAGCCCUGUGCCAGCCCCCAGCGGGAGCCAGCGCAGCCCCGGAGGGUCCCUUCGGGCAGGAUGCGAGAGCCGCCCGCUGUCCCUCUGGGGAGGCAGCGGCCACCAUCCCGGUCACCUGCGCGAUGCAGCUCCCCCGGGCGCGGGGCGAGGGGCCGGGCACCCACCCCUUCCCGGCUGAGCCCCCCGAACGGCGCGGGGGUCCCCAGGGCAGGGAAAGCCCCCCCUGUGGCACCGGCACCCGGCCCACGGACGGUACCGGCGCCCCCGAGGAGCGGCCAGCAAGGAAGGAAAUCAUCUGCGGUGGCUGCCAGGCCGCAGGAAACGAGCCCACCCCCCGCAGUGACACCCCGAGCCCCCAGCCCCUUAAAGGUCCGUGCCCCCAGUCCCUUAAAGGUCUGCGCCCCCUCCUCGCACCGGGACGCCCCGGGACGCUCACAGAGCCUGAAAAGCCCACGGGAAGGGAGGCAGCGAUCCCUCGGCCGGGGCCCGCAGCCCUCACCCCGAAAUCCCUCCGGCCAAACCCCGAGAGCGGAGAGCGGGCUCAAACCCCCCGUCAGAGCCGGCCCGGCAGCCCCCCGGCCCCGCUCCCCGGCGGGGGGCUGCGAGCUCCGUGCGGCCGGGGACGGUCCCCGGGGGACACGGCAGUGCCCCCCAGCCCCGAGCCCAAGGCCUGGGGGUGCCGAGCGCCCUCGGGAGCCAGAGGGUGAAGCCGGGGGAGCCUGCGGGCCUGGAACGGGGGCUGCGGGGCUCCGGGGCUGCUGCGGGAACGCGCAGCCCCCCGGCUACGACAGGGUGGUGGAGGAGCUCUCCCGAGGCCCGCAGCCCCUGCGCCCUGUGGGGACGGGGAGCCGGGUCCCCAAAACACCCGCACCAGCUGUCCCGCAGCUCCCGGCGCCGGGGGAGGCAGAGCGGCCGGGGGCGGGGGGCCAGACCCCGCGGGGACCCCGGGCCGACGGCGCGGCCAAGCUCCGGCGGUGCCUGAAGAAACCCGAGCGUGUGCCCUCCAUCUACAAGCUGAAGCUGCGGCCCAAGGUGCGUCCCCGGCGGGACCACAGGCCGGGCAAGCGCCCUUCGCGCAUCCCCACCCCGCUGGGGCAUCGCCCCCACGCCCCCCGGGGCCAGCGCCGCCCCCCCGGGCCCCCCCGAGCCCCCCAGACCGGCGGCACUCGCCCCACGGCCAAGCCCUCCCUGGGUGACAGCGGCACCUGGCUGAGCGAGGAUGAUGAGGAGUCGUGGGUCUGA
Messenger RNA from Hirundo rustica (Barn swallow), 2256 nucleotides. It is a transcript of the gene GAS2L2, whose product is annotated as growth arrest specific 2 like 2. The transcript has 6 exons. Bases 1 to 2256 code for a protein of 751 amino acids. Gene Ontology annotation, molecular function: actin filament binding; cytoskeletal adaptor activity; microtubule binding. Gene Ontology annotation, biological process: regulation of microtubule polymerization or depolymerization; actin crosslink formation; microtubule bundle formation. NCBI's taxonomy places the organism in Eukaryota, Metazoa, Chordata, Aves, Passeriformes, Hirundinidae. The record is from RefSeq and is a predicted model, not a curated record. Gene Ontology annotation, cellular component: cytoplasm; actin filament; stress fiber.